This is a messenger RNA of Kwoniella shivajii, 2175 nucleotides long. RefSeq names its product proline-tRNA ligase. The coding region runs from base 1 to 2175 and encodes 724 amino acids. Gene Ontology annotation, molecular function: ATP binding; proline-tRNA ligase activity; aminoacyl-tRNA deacylase activity. The transcript has 10 exons. Lineage: Eukaryota; Fungi; Basidiomycota; Tremellomycetes; Tremellales; Cryptococcaceae. Gene Ontology annotation, cellular component: cytoplasm; aminoacyl-tRNA synthetase multienzyme complex. The record is from RefSeq and is a predicted model, not a curated record. Gene Ontology annotation, biological process: prolyl-tRNA aminoacylation.
AUGUCAGGUGUGGUAACAGACGCGACAAUCUUGGAAAGAUUGAAGCAACUUCAAAUCAAUCAUCCUGAAGUCAUCAAUCAUUCACCCGUAAAAGGUUCAUCAGAAUGGUCAGCUUCUUUAUCCAUUGCUUCUCCCCCUUUAUCGACUGUGAACCUCACGAAAACGUUGUUGUUUAAACCUAAAACAGCUAAAACAGCUACCCCUACUCCUGUUCUCAUUCUCGCCAAAGACACAACAGAAACUCCUUCUGCCGCCAUCGGUAAAUUAUUAGAACUGAAAGAACUUCGAUUAGCUUCAGAAGAUUUGAUUAAAGAAGUUAUCCCUUCUGCCGCUACAAAAGAUGAUAUAUCAGCUUUAGCACUUCCCACUCCAAUUCCUGAAACUCUUCAUUUAAUCUUGGAUUCAGCUUUGGCCCAAUCAGAAGAUCAACAUGCCCUUCACUUGACCACUUCAACCACUACCAUCUUGCUUAAAGGAUCAGAUAUCAAAUCCUACUUUGACAGUCUUAUUCAAGGUGAUGGUGUGAAAAUAGUUGAUUUCGCUGAAUUAAAAGCAAGUGCCCCUGCUCCCAGUGCUCCUGCCGCUAAAUCUGCUCCCAAAGAGAAACCAACUAAAGCAACGCCUGUCGCCGCCGAAGAUGAUGAGGAGAAGUAUAACAUGGCGAUUAGGUUUAAGAAGGAUGAAGAUUUUUCCGGAUGGUAUACUGAUGUCUUGAUCAAAGGUCAAAUGUUGGAUUACUAUGACAUUUCAGGUUGUUACAUCCUUAGACCUUGGUCAUACUCCAUUUGGCAGACUAUUCAAACCUGGUUCGAUGAUGAAAUCAAGAAGCUCGGUGUACAAGAUUGUUACUUCCCCAUGUUCGUGUCAAACGCUCGUCUCGAAAAGGAGAAAGAUCACAUCGAAGGUUUCGCUCCAGAAGUAGCCUGGGUCACUCGAGCAGGUAAAUCCGAACUCGACGAACCUAUCGCUAUCAGACCCACAUCUGAGACUGUUAUGUACCCUUACUACGCUAAAUGGAUCAACUCUCAUCGAGAUCUCCCCCUUAAAUUGAAUCAAUGGAAUUCAGUCGUCCGAUGGGAGUUCAAAAACCCUCAACCUUUCCUCCGAACUCGAGAGUUCUUAUGGCAAGAAGGUCACACUGCAUUCCUUCACAAAGCUGAAGCCGCUAAAGAAGUUAUGGAUAUCCUCGAGCUGUACAAAAAGGUCUACACUGAUUUACUCGCGGUUCCCGUCAUCCCUGGAAAGAAAUCUGAAAACGAGAAAUUUGCCGGAGGAGAUUAUACCACCACUGUUGAAGGUUUCAUUCCAACUACAGGUAGAGGUAUUCAAGGAGCAACGUCACAUCACUUGGGACAAAAUUUCUCCAAAAUGUUUGAUAUCUCAGUUGAAUCUCCAGAUAAAUCAGAAGGUCGACUUCACGCCUAUCAAAACUCUUGGGGUCUUUCUACUAGAUCUAUUGGUGUCAUGGUCAUGGUUCAUGGUGAUGAUCAAGGUUUGGUCUUACCCCCAAGAGUUGCUCUACAACAGGUUGCCAUUGUCCCUGUAGGUCUCAGUAAAGGUGAAGGUAAAAACCAACCUAUCUACGAUGCUUGUUCGCGACUGGAAAGAGAAUUAAUUGGUGCUGGAAUUAGAGCAAAAGCAGAUUUAAGAGAAGGUUAUACUCCUGGAUGGAAGUUCAACGACUGGGAGAUGAGAGGUGUUCCUCUCCGUCUCGAACUUGGUCCAAGAGAUAUCGCAGCCAACACCACACUAUCAGUCCGUCGAUAUGACAAUCAUAAAUCCCCAAUGCCCCUUGCGGAUAUUUCAAACACCGUCAGAUCAUAUCUCGACGAUAUCCAAUCCGCAAUGCUUGAGAAAGCAAGUGAAAAGUUCGAUGCUUGUUUGAAAACAAUAACUAAUUGGGAUGAUGUUGUCCCUACACUUGACGCUAAGAAUGUGUUGGUCUUACCUUGGUGUGAAGGUAGUCAAUGUGAGGAUGAUAUCAAAGAGAGAAGUAAGAGCCAAUCUAACAAAGGAGCAGCGGAAGAUUCAAAAGCACCUUCAGCAGGAGCCAAAUCACUGUGUAUUCCAUUCAACCAAGAAAGGUUUGGUCCUUUCCCAGAUGGAGAGAACCAGAAAUGUGUUCAAUGUGGUGAAAAAGCAAAAUCUUGGACCAUGUUCGGUAGAAGUUACUAG